Molecule: messenger RNA, 2061 nt
Organism: Chenopodium quinoa (quinoa)
Lineage: Eukaryota; Viridiplantae; Streptophyta; Magnoliopsida; Caryophyllales; Amaranthaceae
Product: transcription termination factor MTERF2, chloroplastic-like
Exons: 7
Coding region: 86-1882 (598 amino acids)
Biological process (GO): chloroplast organization; regulation of DNA-templated transcription
Cellular component (GO): chloroplast
Molecular function (GO): double-stranded DNA binding
Source: RefSeq, a predicted model, not a curated record
UUGGGUCGGGUUUGAUUUUGCGAGGUACACUUACUCAAAAAACUAAUAAAUGUGACAGAACCAAACUCAGCAAAUCAAAAAUCAAAUGGUAUUACCUUCAAUUUCAACAAUGUCAUUCUCUCCACUAUUUCCACCAUCUUCUUCUUCAACUUUUCACCAAAAUUACAACCUCUUUUAUCAUCAUCUUCUUCCUCCUCUUCUUCAUCAUCAAUGUCUCAAACCACUUUCUCACAGCAACACCAAUUUCACCCUAAAAUCCCACUCCCCUCGCCCGCCAUCUUCCUCUCUGUCUUCGCCGCCCGAAAGCGGCGAAGACGAGAGCGAAGUUGUGAAAGGCAUUGCCGAGGUUGUAUCCGAAGCCGGGGUGGAACCACAAAUUGUUUCGGAACAAAUCGCUUGUAAGGCGCCGCAGUAUGCUAAGAUGCUGAGGGAUAGUGUUUCGGAGCUCGACGAGCUGUCGUUGUGGGACUCUUGGAUGAAGGUGGAAAUGGCGGCGGCACCCCUCACUUUGAAGGAGAAGAUUAAGUACAUUGCUAAGGAGAAAGGUGAUAAUGGGAAAAUCCCUUAUUUGGAGAGUCUUGGGUUGAGUCUUGCUUCUGCUAUUCAUCUUGCUCGCCUUCUUUCAUCUCAGUCUCUUUCUUCUCUCAUUCAUAAGGUUUUGUAUGUCAAGGAAAUAUGUUUUUCUGGCAGUGAUGACAAAAGACAAAUUGGUAAGCGCGCCCGUCGUAUGAUGCAGUACCUUUCAAUUUCAAUAGAUGAGGAUUUGCAACAAACUUUAUCAUUCUUUGAAAAGAUUGAAGCAAGACGUGGUGGUUUGAAUAUGUUAGGAUCAUAUGACGCUUCUUUUAGGUAUCUCAUUGAGUCAUUUCCUCGCAUUCUUCUGCUAUCAGUAGAGUCGAAUAUGAAACCAAUGAUGAACUUCAUGGAGAAUGUUGGAGUUCCAAGAGAAUGCAUGGGAGAUGUUUUACUACUAUUUCCUCCACUAUUUUUUCAUGACAUUGAAGAAGAAAUUCGAGCUGGAUCGUGGACAUUUGAGAUGGUUGGAGCACUGGACAAAAAAUUAGGCAGGAUGUUGGCGAAAUAUCCUUGGAUGCUGUCAAAAAGCAUUCAGAAAAAUUAUAAUGAUAUUUUGGCUUUCUUUGAAACUGAGAAGAUACCAAAAGUGAGCAUAGAGCGAGCAAUUAGGGACUGGCCACUUCUGCUGGGCUGUUCAGCAAGCAAGCUGAAGCCAAUGAUAGAAGAAUUAGAUGACCAAGGUGUGAGAACUACAAAACUAGGUAAGGUUAUAGCUACAAGUCCUCAGCUUCUACUGCGGCGACCCGAGGAGUUUCGGAAGGUGGUUAUUUUUCUGCAAGAUAUGGGUUUUGACAAGGAGAGCAUUGGUACAAUCCUAGCUCGGUGCCCUGAAAUUUUUGCUACAAGAACUGUGGAAACUUUUCAGAAAAAGCUUGAAUUCUUGACUAGCUUGGGCAUAUCAAAAAAAGAUCUCCCUCGGGUAAUAAAAAAAUACCCUGAGUUUUUGAUAUCUGAUGUGGGUAGUACCAUCAAGCCAAGACUGAGGUACUUGAUGAACUCUGGGUUAACUGAGAGACAUAUUGCUACAAUGAUUGUACGCUUCUCUCCUCUUCUUGGGUACAGCAUUGAGGAAGUAUUGAGGCCAAAAUUGCAGUUCCUGGUCUACACCAUGGGCAAGUCAGUGAAGGACGUUGUGGAUUAUCCCAGGUAUUUCAGCUACUCAAUGGAAAAGAAAAUAAAGCCAAGGUUUCUAUUGCUAAGAAGCAGAAAUAUAAACAUUAGCCUGAAAGAUAUGUUAGCCAAGAAUGAUGAUGAGUUCACAACUGAAUUCUUGGCCAUAGAAAGAACUUUUGUGUCUGAUAGGUAGAACGGUCUAAUUUCAUGUUCUGAUAUGUACAUAUCUUAUGCGAGGUUUUUUUCAUAGUGUAGAAUUAUUAGACCUGCAGUAGUAUAGUCUGUAUAUAAACAAAAACUUUUGUAUACAUCCGAUGUACAGUAAUAUUAUUGUACAUCGAGGUAACUUUUAUUGAAUUUAAGGUUUUAAGG